AUGCCCUCGUACCAGAUCAGGCCACCGAUUGAUCCAUCAGUCUUAAGCCAGGAUCCUACACAGGUGAUACAAAACUACAGGGAAACUCAGCCGGGUUUACUUUCGCGUAGAGUUCUGGGAUUGUUACUAGGGACAGGGAAAAAGAUUGGCCAAUAGCUGACUGGCGCGACCCCAGUAACAAUCCCAGAAACAAUCGCGGGUCAAAUUUCUUCUCCAAUAAAAUUCCCUUCUCGUUUCUAAAAAGGCGAAUAACACAACUGAAAACUGCUCUCUUUUCCUGAGUCAAAGGAGAGGGACUUUCGUAUGCAUUUUAUCCGCGUUUCCGAAAAAAAAUUUCCACGGCUUUCGAACAAUGCCGAAAAUAUUCAGGUGAUUUGUGGAGCUUGCCGAAUGACGCAGUCGCGACACUCGACAUUUCGUACCACUGACUGGAAUAUUUUGGGUGGAGAUCGAAUAAAAGUUUUUCAGUUUAAUGGUUUAUGACAAGUCGUUCGGAAUUUUGAGUCAGGAAUUGACGUUUUCCAUCUUUCAUGAUCGUGCAAUAAACUAGUAACGUUGGUGGACAGCGGGUUCGUCAAGGGUCAUUCUAUCCUGUUCAAUUAAUUAGCCUUACGAUUAUACCCCAGAUGGGGGCUGGUGGCCAGUCAACAACGUUUUAUAUAUAGAGGGAGGUUCCACCCCUAGGCCUAACGCCUUACACAUUCAUCGUUGAAGGAGCUCGUCGUGCUUGUUUAGGGGUGGAGCAUCCCCGUACAAAUGUUAAUAUCACUCAAUUCUUCGCUCGAUCCAUUUAGUAACCAUAAGUCUUACAGAAAGUCGAAUUUCCUUAAGUACCGGGUGUCCCUCGUGCCUUAGCUUCUUGUUCUCGCGGUCGACUUGCAUUGUGGCAAGUCUAGGACUUCGAUAACACAAUGCGCCUUGUUUAUUGUUAUAGUUUUUAGGUUGAAACGUAUGCCAAUGAUAGCCUAAACUGGCAUGAGGGAAUGAAAGUGAGAUGGGUCGGAGCUAUAUUAGACGCAAUGAAUGAAAUCCAGAGGAACUUGUCAAGGCUUACAACACCUUAUCUACUUGUCCAUCUUGAUGGAAAUCAACUAGCGAAGAUUGACGGUUCACGUUACUUACAUGAGAAUUUCUUAAGUAACGACAAGACAUUUAAGGUACACGAAUGAGCUGCUUUACUGACAGCACUGAGCGAACUAAUAGCCUCUCUAUGGGUAUUUCCGCUUGAUGGUAUAUCAUGAUGGCAGGAAGAGGCGGUCUUACAACGGCGUUUGUUCCUGUGGUGAUAUUGUCCUGCCCGGGGUAGGAGUUUCGGCCACUUUGUUCCAAGCGUAAUUAUUUUGAACUUAUCCCAACAACAGUCGUGAUUUGUCUAAACCCUUUUAACCCCAAGAGUGACCAAUAUCUAUUUUCUCCUAACAAUGUCACCACAUUUUCAAGGGAAAAGGUUAUGAGAAUUUAUAAAAUAAUCACCAAAGAGGAAAUUCUCGUCUCCAAACGGAUGUCUAAAGAAUAAUGUAGAGUUUUUCCUCUUCGGCCAAUUUUCCGUCCCGUUGUCAUUUUUAAAUCUAGCUAUUAUUAUUUCAAUAUAAACUCAACUGCGUGAAAAACUUGCUUUUCAGGUUUACAAAAAUGGACGCUAUGAACUGUUGAAUGAG
Porites lobata is the source of this 1658-nucleotide messenger RNA. Lineage: Eukaryota; Metazoa; Cnidaria; Anthozoa; Scleractinia; Poritidae. The record is from the annotation of a GenBank genome assembly.